AUGGCCGUCAACGGGCACCGACACUCGACUUCGGUGUCCCAGAACCACAAAGCUCAGCUUGCUAAUGCUUACAAUGAACUUGGAAAGGAGCUCUCCUCCCAGAAGAUUAGGGUCGUUGGCAAUUACACGCUCGGGAAGGUGAUUGGAGAGGGAACGUAUGGGAAGGUGCGCCUCGGCGUACAUCGCUUGACCGGCGUUCGUGUCGCUAUUAAGCAAAUUCCAAAAGCCAUGUCGGCCUCACUCACGCGUGAGAUACACCAUCACCGCCAGUUGCACCACCCACAUGUCACGCAGCUUUACGAAGUCAUAGCAACAGAGACAUAUAUCUGGCUUGUUACUGAGCUUUGUUCUGGUGGCGAAUUAUUCGAUUACCUCGCCGAGAAAGGCCGGCUGGACGAGGACGAGACGCGGAUCAUCUUCGGUCAGCUAUGCCUUGCAGUUGCAUACGUGCAUUCUAAAGGUAUCGUCCACCGAGACUUGAAGCUGGAGAAUGUUCUGUUGGAUGAGCGCUGCCGAGUGAAGUUGGGCGACUUUGGGUUCACUCGAGAGUUUGAACGGGGCUCGCUCCUUGAAACGUUCUGUGGUACAACAGGGUAUGCGUCCCCUGAGAUGCUGCUUGCGAAGAAAUACUUUGGACCAGGCAAGUAG
Fibroporia radiculosa is the source of this 648-nucleotide messenger RNA. RefSeq lists its product as uncharacterized. The record is from RefSeq and is a predicted model, not a curated record. Gene Ontology annotation, molecular function: ATP binding; protein serine/threonine kinase activity. Gene Ontology annotation, biological process: protein phosphorylation; intracellular signal transduction. Lineage: Eukaryota; Fungi; Basidiomycota; Agaricomycetes; Polyporales; Fibroporiaceae. The transcript has 2 exons. Bases 1 to 648 code for a protein of 215 amino acids. Gene Ontology annotation, cellular component: cytoplasm.